AUGCUCGUGGUGACGCUUCCGAAAAAUAUUGACGAUAAUAAGAGGAUUCGUCUCGCACAUGAAAGGUUCUCAGCUGAUAAAUUCAACCCUAAUUUUAGUAAAGUUGCACGCGUUAGUGGUGUAUGCAUGUACCCCAAGAAGCGUCCUUCACUGCCAGUAUCGGUGUUAGAACAACUUAACGCUGGUACCAAUAACAACGCAAAAGAAAUCUCUGCUCCAAUACCCGGUUCCUUGGCUGAAGAAAGGGCUCUGAGUUCCAUUAUUGCGAAAGAUGCAACCCCACAUCUAGCAUUCACGUCCCACAAGCUUCUCCCGCACUGUCAGCCCAAAGCUCAGUCUAAAUCUCCAGCGUUUGUGGAACGACACUCGACACCGCAAAGUCCCAAGUACAGUUACUUGCCUGCACCAUACCACACCAUUCUUGCCGUAAGAAGUAUAACGUAUGCUAUGGGUGACGUAUUGUCUCCCCUGAUGUACACCGAGGCACCUCCCCUCUCUCCCCCUGAGAUUUCCCCGAAUCUUUUGCACCUCCAAUUUCGUUCCGUGACGUCGGCGCCACACGAAGCGAGAUUCCGUCCCCUUCCCUCCCUCCCCGUCUAUAAAAGUAUGCCAAUCUCGGACCGUGAAAAAGGCAAUUGGACACAGCGCGGUUUCCCUAGAUCUGGGAGCGGGGAUUUGGAAUUUCUGAUCAAGUACAAGAGAGUGUGGCGCGAGGUCGAGGUGGAUGUCUGGGUUAAUUGA
Molecule: messenger RNA, 741 nt
Organism: Guyanagaster necrorhizus
Lineage: Eukaryota; Fungi; Basidiomycota; Agaricomycetes; Agaricales; Physalacriaceae
Exons: 3
Coding region: 1-741 (246 amino acids)
Source: RefSeq, a predicted model, not a curated record